AGCUCAUAACGAUCCUGACAAAAGGCUCACGACCAAAAGACCUUCACCAUGAGCUUCAACGACCCGAUGGAUCAGUUCUUUAGCGAGGUGGAACAGGCCGAAUCGCCCUACAUCCUCUACACCGCCCUAGGGAUCUCGUUACCGACGGCGGACAAGUCCGAACGGGAAGCCGUCUCCCAGGAAGACGUCAGACGAGCGUACAGAAAGGCCGCUAUUCGAUGUCAUCCGGAUAAACAUGCCACCAAGUCUGAAGAGGAGAAGAAGAGGUUGGCGGACGAGUUUCAGAAGGUCGGGUUCGCUUAUGCCGUCCUGAGCGAUGAGAAGCGGAAAGCCAGGUACGAUGCUACCGGCAGGACUAGCGAAGUGACGUUUGACGAUAUGGGCGAGGGGAUGGAAUGGGCGACGUACUUUGAGACGGUCUUUACAAAGGUCGACAAGAAGAUGUUGGACGAGGAUAGGAAACGAUAUCAAGGUUCAGAAGAGGAGACGGAGGACGUCCUCGAAGCAUAUCGCACAUCCACAGGCGAUCUCGACGGUAUCAUGAGCCGCAUACCUCACUCCACGACAAAGGACGAAGCACGUUUCAUAACCCUCAUCGAAUCCUCGAUCGAGUCUGGUUUGGUGGAACGUCUCGCCAGAUGGACAAAGACGAGCGGGAGCGUCAAGGGGAAACGUCGGAGAGCCAAGGUCGAAGCUGGGGAAGCGAAAGAAGCCGAGGAGCAUGCCAAGGUUCUGGGGAUCUGGGAGGAGAUGUACGGCGAUGCGCAGAAGGCUGCAGGGUCAGGGUCGGGCAAGAGCGCGGAAGUCAAGGGAAAGUCGGGCAAGAGGAGCCGGACGGGCGAGCCUACAUCGGCUGGAGACGAGGACGAGGACGACCUCUCGGGUCUGGCGGCGAUGAUCGCCAAACGACAGGGAUCUCGAGAGUCGGCUAUGAACGCCUUGUUCGAAAAGUACAGUCGACCACCGCCUGUCAAGCGGAGCAAGAAAAAGUAGGGCGUAACAGAUAAAGGCUGGAGAUUGAAGUAGUCUCAUCGUUGGACAUGUCUAAUUUCUGUCGUGAUAUUCAUGUGCGGCGUGUAUGAGACAUGUCUCUUGUUCGAUGUACUCGAUGUGAUCUACCACUGGUGGCUAGUGGCCC
Molecule: messenger RNA, 1138 nt
Organism: Filobasidium floriforme
Lineage: Eukaryota; Fungi; Basidiomycota; Tremellomycetes; Filobasidiales; Filobasidiaceae
Exons: 3
Coding region: 49-993 (314 amino acids)
Cellular component (GO): cytoplasm; nucleus
Molecular function (GO): heat shock protein binding
Source: RefSeq, a predicted model, not a curated record